AUGGCAACCCAAAAAACCUUAACCCUCCUCUUCCUCCUCACAUUAGCAGCACUAUGCAUCACCUCCAACGCUGGCAUUACCAAGAUCACCACCUACUGGGGCCGAAACAGAGAUGAAGGCUCUCUAGCAGAGACAUGCUCAACAGGAAACUAUGACAUUGUGAUUAUAGGUUUCCUUAUAGCGUUUGGCAACUUCCAGACUCCAGUCAUCAACCUUGCAGGACACUGUGACCCUUCUUACUAUGGUGGUUGUUUUAGCAUUAGCAAUGAUAUCAGGGCUUGUCAAAACCAAGGUAUUAAGGUGUUUCUCUCUCUGGGUGGAGCUGCCGGUAGCUACACACUUGUAUCAACUGAAGAUGCUCAACUGCUGGCUGAUUACCUUUGGAACAACUUCCUCGGAGGCUCAUCGUCUUCCCGGCCUCUCGGAGAUGCUGUUUUAGAUGGUAUUGAUUUCGAUAUUGAGGAUGGAACUAGUGAACAUUGGGACGAGCUUGCUCAGAUGCUUUCUCAGUAUAGUCAAGAAGAACAGAAGGUGUAUUUAUCAGCCGCGCCACAAUGCGUGUACCCGGAUGAACGGAUGGAAAAGGCACUCUCCACGGGACUUUUCGACUAUGUCUGGGUGCAGUUUUAUAACAAUCCUCUAUGCCACUACUUCUUCUGGCUUAAUUCUUGGAACCAAUGGACUUCAAGUGUGACAGCUACUAGCUUCUUUGUGGGGUUGCCAGCGUCGCCGGAAGCUGCAGAAAGUGGGUACUUGCCACCGAAAACUCUGAUCUCUCAGGUGCUCCCUUUCAUCAUGGAUUCGGACGAGUAUGGGGGUGUCAUGCUUUGGAAUCGUUACUAUGAUCGUUUGAGUGGGUAUAGCUCUCAAAUUAAGAGUGUUGAUUUGGCGUUGUUACCAAGGAAUACCUCUGCAAUUAGGGCUAGUGUUUGA
Molecule: messenger RNA, 933 nt
Organism: Dioscorea cayenensis subsp. rotundata (Guinea yam)
Lineage: Eukaryota; Viridiplantae; Streptophyta; Magnoliopsida; Dioscoreales; Dioscoreaceae
Product: acidic endochitinase-like
Exons: 2
Coding region: 1-933 (310 amino acids)
Biological process (GO): carbohydrate metabolic process
Cellular component (GO): extracellular region
Molecular function (GO): chitinase activity
Source: RefSeq, a predicted model, not a curated record